AUGAGUGAUCCGGAUCCUACCCAGACCAAAAUGAGUCAUCCAAAUACUACCCGGACCAAAAGGAGUGAUCCAGAUCCUACCCAGACCAAAAGGAGUGAUCCAGAUCCUACCCGAACCAAAAGGAGUGAUCCAGAUCCUACCCAGACCAAAAGAAGUGAUCCAGAUCCUACCCAGACCAGAGGGAGUGAUCCAGAUCCUACCCAGACCAAAAGGAAUGGUCCAAAUCCUACCCAGACCAAAAGGAAUGAUCCAGAUCCUACCCAGACCAAAAGGAGUGAUCCAGAUCCUACCCAACCCAAAAGGAGUGAUCCAGAUACUACAAGGACCAAAAGUAGUGAUCCAGAUCCUACCCAGACCAGAGGGAGUGAUCCAGAUCCUACCCAGACCAGAAGGAGUGAUCCAGAUCCUACCCAGACUAAAAGGAGUGAUCCAGAUCCUACCCAGACCAAAAGGAGUGAUCCAGAUCCUACCCAGUCCAGAAGGAGUUAUCCAGAUCCUACCUGGAAAAGAAUGAGUGAUCCAGAUCCUACCCGGACCAAAAGGAGUGAUCCAGAUCCUACCCAGACCAAAAGGAGUGAUCCAGAUCCUACCCGGACCAGAAGGAAUGAUCUAGAUCCUACCCAGACCAAAAGGAAUCCUACCCAGACCAAAAGGAGGGAUCCAGAUCCUACCCGGAUCAGAAGGAGUGAUUCAAAUCCUACCCAGACCAAAAGGAGUGAUCCAGAUCCUACCCAGACCAAAAGGAGGGAUCCAGAUCCUACCCAGACCAGAAGGAGUUAUCCAGAUCCUACCCAGACCAAAAGGAGUGAUCCAGAUCCUACCCAGACCAAAAGAAGUGAUCCAGAUCCUACCCAAACCAGAAGGAAUGAUCAAGAUCCUACCCGGAACAAAAGGAGUGAUCCAGAUCCUACACAAACCAAAAGGAGCGAUCCAGAUCCUACCCAGACCAAAAGGAGUGAUCCAGAUCAUACCCAGACCAAAAGGAGUGAUCCAGAUCCUACCCAGAAUAAAAGGAGUGAUCCAGAUCCUACCCACCCCAGAAGGAGUGAUCCAGAUCCUACCCAGACCAAAAGGAGUGAUCCAAAUCCUGCCCAGACCAAAAGGAGUGAUCAAGAUCCUACCCAGACCAAAAAGAAUGGUCCAGAUCCUACCCAGACCAAAAGGAGUGAUCCAGAUCCGACCCAGACCAAAAGGAGUGAUCCAGAUCCUACCCAGAUCAAAAGGAGGGAUCCAGAUCCUACCUAG
Messenger RNA from Macrobrachium nipponense, 1245 nucleotides. RefSeq names its product proteoglycan 4-like. NCBI's taxonomy places the organism in Eukaryota, Metazoa, Arthropoda, Malacostraca, Decapoda, Palaemonidae. Bases 1 to 1245 code for a protein of 414 amino acids. The record is from RefSeq and is a predicted model, not a curated record. The transcript is spliced from 2 exons.